AGUGGAGCGGAGAGUCUCCUCCUCCGGAGCGAGGCUGACGUUUGUGACGUGCGUGCGCGCGCACCGACGCGUACGAGGCAAACGGACUGCGGGGAGGGUCAAGGGGCUCUGGAGAGGUGAGGGGCGCGCGCGACGUCUCUCGCUCUCUCGCUUGCCCUCUCUCCGGCUCUCUCUUUCUCCCCCCCCCACCCCGCCCGCACGCCGUUCGUCUUCUGCGCGCGGAGUCGACGCCGCCGCCGCCGCCGCCAUUAUGCUGUGGUUCCCUGGCACCAUCCCGGCCGCCAUUGCCGCCGCCAAGCAGCGCAGCGCCGUUUUCGUGGUGUUUGUGCAAGGGCAAGAUGAACAGUCCACAGAAAUGGCUGCCAGCUGGGAGAAUGCAAAAGUUUCUGAGGAAGCAACAGAUAACUUUGUGGCUAUUAAAAUUGAUACCCAAAGUGAAGCCUGUUUGCAGUUCUCACAAAUCUAUCCAGUAGUAUGUAUUCCAUCUAGUUUCUUUAUAGGAGAUAAUGGAAUCCCUCUUGAAGUAAUUGCUGGCAGUGUUUCUGCAGAAGAACUGAUUGCAAGAAUUCAUAAAGUCAAGCAGAUGCACUUAAUAAAAACUGAAGGGUUAGAAAGUUCUGCUUCAUGUUCCUCCUCUUUAUGUAGCAACCCAGAAGAUUCUCAAUCACAAACCGCUGAAACUUCUGAAACAGAGCUAGAAAGAUUACGUUUAACUCCAGAUGAAGGUGAAGUAAAUUUGGUCCAGACAAAUGAGAAAGAUGACAGACGGGUAGAACAGACUACAGAUGAUCUUGCUGCUAAAGUAGAAAGAGUGACACAAAAACUUGAAGAAAGAAGAGAAGAAAAGAAGAAAGAAGAAGAACAGAAAGAAAUAAAAAAAGAAAUAGAAAGAAGAAAAUCUGGGAAAGAAAUGUUGGAAUAUAAAAGGAAACAGGAAGAAGAACUUACAAAACGAAUAUUGGAAGAAAGGAACCGAGAAAAAGCUGAAGAUAAAGCUGCCAGGGAGCGCAUCAGGCAGCAAAUUGCUCUAGAUCGUGCUGAAAGAGCAGCUCGUUUUGCGAGGUCAAAAGAGGAGGCAGAAGCUGCAAAAGCUGCUGCUCUUCAGGCUAAACAAGCCGAAAUGGAAGCUAGGAAGGAAACGUCCCAAAAGGAAAAAAGUGCUAUAGCAAGAAUCCAAUUUCGCCUUCCAGAUGGCUCUUCUUUCACUAAUAGUUUCCCUUCGGAUGCUCCCUUGGAAGAAGCUCAUCGGUUUGCUGCACAGAUUGUUGGCAACACAUAUGGCAACUUCUCACUGGCAACAAUGUUCCCCAGAAGAGAAUUUACCAAAGAUGAUUAUGAGAAAAAAUUAUCGGACCUGGGACUUGCUCCAAGUGCUUCAAUAGUAUUGUUGCCUGCAGGAAGGCCAGCUACAGCAGUCAUGCAGUCUUCCAGUGGAGAUUUAUGGAAGUUCCUUGGCACAAUCCUUUACCCACUGAUAGCUGUUUGGCGAUUUAUUAGCAAUUUCUUGUUUACCAGCCCUCCUUCCUCCCAGCCUCCUGCAAGACAUCAUCAACAGCAGCACUCAAAUCCUUCAGCUCCUAGCACUGCAGAACCAAACAGACAAGCAGUUAGGAAACGAGUAUUGGAAAAACGGAAUGAAGAAUUUAAGAAAGAAGGCAAGAUCUACCGAUUGAGAACUCAGGAUGAUGGAGAGGAUGAUAAUAAUACUUGGAAUGGAAAUUCAACCCAACAAAUGUAACCUGGCUAAACUGUACAUAGAAAUCACUGAUUAUUUUUUUUCCUAUUUGAUUUAGCUUCAGUUAAAACAUUCUGCUGCAUAGUGGGCUCGGUUGGGUAUUCUGCCUGGAAUAAAUGCUAACCCACUUAUGCAACUAGAUUCUGCAAAUGUAACUACUGCCAGAAACAAUAUAAAAAUCCUCCAUGUUUCAUCAACAUUUAGAAUUUCAUAUUUACUACUUAUACAAUCCUCUAAAGACACUUUUUAUCUAUAUAAAUCUUUGAACAAAUAGGCAUCACCAAAUACCAAACAAGUCACUCAGCCUAGAAGAGUGUAAUCUUAAUGAAUUGGAUAAGGGUUUUUUUUUCCCUGUAAUGCUUCUGUAACAACAGCCCAAUAUUCAUAGUUUUUAUCUCAUGGCAUUCAAUAAAGUUUUUUUCCCCAAA
This is a messenger RNA of Pseudonaja textilis, 2163 nucleotides long. RefSeq names its product UBX domain protein 4 (gene UBXN4). Gene Ontology annotation, biological process: ERAD pathway. Gene Ontology annotation, cellular component: endoplasmic reticulum. The record is from RefSeq and is a predicted model, not a curated record. Gene Ontology annotation, molecular function: protein binding. Lineage: Eukaryota; Metazoa; Chordata; Lepidosauria; Squamata; Elapidae.